GAGGGACCGUGACGCCCUUGCCCUCUCUCCUCCGAUCACGCCAUAGGGCGCGUCGGGUUGAUGGUUCAGAUUGAUAGGACGAUAGGAACGAAGCGAAAUAGGGCGAUGCUGUGAACUAGAUAGCAUUGGCGUUAGCUACCUCGAGCGCGGUCGUAGUGUCUUUCCUCCCGUGGUUUUGCCCUCCUACCUACCUACCUUUAUCGGGUUGGCCACAGUCAUGCACGUCCCAGCGCGGGGCGAGGUACCCGACCUACCUACUACUAUCGGCCGAGCUGCCACAGAGCAUAGGUCUCGGGCCGCCCUACCUACCUACUAGUGACUAGCCUCCGUAGCUGGUGCGGAUCACAGGGCGCCAAUCUACCUACCUACGACUCGCCCUAUCUCUUAGCAGGCGCCUUUCAACAAUUCCCGACGUGCCCUACCUACCUACGUCCGCCCGGCGCCGCUAGCUCGCGCGGGUGGGUCAGAGAUGAUCUCCGGUCUGCCCUACCUACCUACUACCAGCGACUAGUAGUCGUUGUGUAUGCGGGCCGCGCAGAUAAGAGAUCCCCGACCCGCCCGACCUACCUACUAUGGAGCGCGUCCGGGGGUUUGCGCCCCAGCUUUUGCACAGGCGCCCAAGCUAGCCACCGUGGCUGUGGGCUUUCUAUCUGGCCGGCGGGGGCCCAAGCUUCUGCAAAAUAGGUGAUUGGCGGGGCUUCCGCGGCCGAGGGCCGGCCUUCGGCCCCCGCCCCUGGCGCGCGCAGCAGAAAGAAGCGGCGGACACGACUGGGCAUGGCCUUCUGCGUCGGUUGCAAAUGUGUGGGCGGCACUUUUUCGGUUUCUCAGUAGGUAGGUAGACAGUUGCGCCCCAGAUCUCGCAGCAGACCAAGGCCUGGCGGAGCGUCAAUCAUCGUUGCUCAUUUCCAAGAUAGGCGAACUUCGCGAUGUCUAGCAGUUUUCAUACCGAAAAGCGACCGUUUCGAAUGGUCUGCAACAAAAGUCCCAAGCUUGGUAUAGUGCACGUCGACGCGUGUUUGUUUCACAAUUGGGAGCUGCUCCUUCGAUUUGUACUUAUUUCUGUUGAUAGCAAUUUGCCUUUUUUUUUUCAGUACUAGAAAGUCUAAGUUGCCUUUUAUUUUUGCGAUUUUGAUGAUGUCAUGCGCGCGCGCCUGCACCCGCCACGUGCUCAGAAAGUGCCCCCAGCCAUGAUUUGAUGCUUGCGCCCAAUACAGAAUUUGCAACACGCCCAGGCGCUUCUACUAGGGCAUGCUAAUUGAUGAUAUCGUUACUUUUGUCUGCUCCGACGCCGAGAACCUCGUCGCGGUGCCGCGUCGAGUUCUCCGGACGCUUGAGUACUAUAUGAAAAAUGCUGAUAAAUAUGUUAGGAAAAAAAAAAUGCGCUCGCGCCAGGCCCGCCCCUACAACGAUAAUUAUGCAGAUUAAUUUAGGAGAAGGAGAAAAAGAAACUACUACAAUUCAGACAGCCGCCCGCCCGAAUUGAGUUUUUCCUUGCAGCCAAAGCCAUUGCCUCGCGCCAUCCGCCUGAAGCUGCAGCCGAGCCCUGCCCAUUGCGCGUAAGAAAAUAAAUUGCGCCGAAUGUUGUGAGCUGUCUUCACGCGCCCGAUGCAGCUAUGUGCAUCUUUUUUCACACUUUGAAAUUUGAAAGCUUUUUUCGUGCAGCUACUAGAUGAACGGUACGUACUUACUUACUUCUCGUUCUCCUCCUGAGGUACAGGAGAAAUCGGUGCUUGAUGGUACGUGCAUGAUUUUCGCUCGGUCUGAAAAUAUAAUGUUUCGCCGGCGUCCACCGACCUCGUUCAUGCUUCGCUCGUCCGAGUUUGGGUUGCGUCGGUUCUUUCGUUCAAGAAUUCCUAAACCACUUCGUGUCUACGUAUCUGUAGCGAACCAAAAAAACAAAAAUAAAAAGUCUGCAGCGGCUCGUUCUACCGUUACAAAAAGAUCCACUUGUUUCACCUCACUAUUCGUGCUGAAUGUUCUCCGCCUCAUCGUCCCUCCUUCUUGUUCCAAAACAGUGCCUGUGGCCUACGGAAAGCGAAGAAAUACCCGUUCCUAUCUCACAUGUAGCUUUUUAGACACAAUAAAAUUACGGUUGGUGAGUGAUCCGCCAGUGGCGGUGUGUUGUCUUCAGAUUGAUGAUCACGCAUGGGAAUAA
This is a messenger RNA of Amoebophrya sp. A120, 2155 nucleotides long. The record is from the annotation of a GenBank genome assembly. Lineage: Eukaryota; Dinophyceae; Syndiniales; Amoebophryaceae.